AUGAUGCGCGGUGCGUCCCAACUGGCGGCUCGCUCCGUCCACCUUUCUGCGGCGUCACGCGCAACGGCUGCAUCAUUGUUGUCACCACUCCGCUUUUUCGGGUCCAAGUACACCGACGACCUUGGCAACUACAAGCGCCCCAACACGUAUGAGAGCCGCAGCGCUGCUCACCGUCACCCGACACGUAAGGAGAUGCUGGAAGGGCAGCGGACCGCCGCGGCUGCCUCCACCAACUCAGCAAGCGGCACUACAGAGUUUUCGAAGGCCUAUGCGUUUGCCGGGGAGGCGGAAGCAGAGGAGCCCGUGCAGCGCUGUAACAAGUACGAGGGCCUUUUCAAGAAGAAGUCGGAACAACGCAUCGCCUUCACAAGCAACUUCCGUGAGCCCGACAUGAAGCCUAUCUUAGGCGCAGCCGAUGAGGCGCCGCACCCAGACAUGGCGUGGAGGCAUUCGUCCGCCCCCGCUGCUGCGGACAGGGAUGAGACGGAUGUGACUCGCAUCUACAGCAAAGAAGAGGUCCGCAACAUGCAGCAGAAGGGGAAAGUGAGUACCGGCGAGGCUGCGAAAGUGAAGACGUCCAGCGGUGGGCUGGGCGGCAUCUCGCCUGCACCGGAGACAGUGCAGCGCACAGCGGCGGAGGUGGAGGCCCAAGCGCCGGAAGAUGACGAGGAUGAGUUUGCCGAAAUCCGCAGCCACCCAUUCUUCAUGGACAUGCUGCGCCGGGUGGAGCGCAACAUGAUCCGCUUCCGCAAGGAGACGCGCGCCGCGGGGCGGUACAGCCUAGAGGCUGUCAACGAGUGCGUACGGCCGUUGCUGCAGCUCACCGACUACCCGCUCACGGCCAGACAGCUGUCGCACCUCUCCCACAGCAUCAGCCCAGCAGUACUGAAAAGCUCCUUGCGUGACCGGGCUGCGUGCAAGCACCUGCAGCUCUACCGCUCGCAAGACACUGAUCUGCUGCUCGACUGGUCCAAGGAGGACUUCCUGCGGCGCCGCUACGAGAGCGUGCACCUGUCAUGGGAGCCCAUGGAUGUGAUUUGCCGCCGGUUUGGCUGGACGCCGGACAUGAUGUCAGACCGCGACUACCUCCUAUACUUCUCGGCCUUUCCCGAGUACGUCGAGAUGGCGGAGAUGCAGACCACCGCGAAAGGGGCGCCCAAAGCGAUUCCAAUCGAUGAUCCUGUGGCGCGCGCCGCAGAAGACCCCAUCCCGGCAAGCCGCCUGCUGCUCCGCCGCAAGGCCUCCGUGGACGCCGAGCCGUCCCUCACCGAGUCCAUUCGACUCAUGGGCAGUCCCGCUCUGGCGACGCCGGCAAAGGGGAAGAAGGCGCAGCGGAUGCGCCAGCAUGGCGGUGACUCAGUGGCCGACUACUUUGGCGCUGUCGAGGCGACCGCAAGCGCUGUCGACGGAGACGAAACGGCGAAGCUGCAGCAUGCCGCAGAAAACGUUCCGCCUCUGCGCCAGGCGAGCCAUCCCGGAGGCCGUACGAUUCGCGAGUUCUCCAUUCCAAAGUCGCACCUCCCCGAGGCGUCAAAGGCGCCUCCUGCAAUGCCGAGCGAGACGGACAUGAGAAGCGAGGCGAGCUUUGACCAAAAAACGUUCGAGGAGCUUUCCAACGCGUACCACAACAUCAAGGUAGAAAACUCGCUGCUACGCCGUCGCAUGCUCGGGACAGACAGCGUUGACAAGGCGCAGGAGAUGCAGAGCAAACUGGCGAGUGGCCGCCGCGAGCAGCUGCGGCUGGAGCAGGAGCUGGAGCGCAUGCGCGAGUUGAAGCGCAACACACCGAUAUCGAAGAACGGUCCCCACUUUGCCGUGCCGCGCGGGCAGCCACAGUACCCGGAGGCGCCGGAGCACACGACAGAGUACUCAAAAAACGGGAACGCCGUCGAGGACAUUGAUGACGACGAGAUCGAGCAGGCCUUGAAGGAGUUCAAGGAGAAUGAAGCGCUGCGGCUGAUGGAGAGGCGGUCGAUGGCAACUGCGGCGCGGUCGGCCCCUUCGUCGUCUCCUGACAAUGCCAUCGCCACUACCACCUCCGCUGACGCUGCCGUCGACGAUGGCAGCGAGGAAGUGGAGGAGGUGAUCGAGGUGGUAGAGGAUGAGGAUGAGGACCUGGUGGCGUCAGGCGAUGCGGCGGCGGUGGGGCCGCAGACCGGCGCCCAGGACGACGCUCUGACCGCAGAGAGCGAGGUGGAUGACUCAGCCGAUGCGCACUACGGUGCGUCCGCGGAUGCGGCGGCCAAUGAGUCACCAGAGAGAGGUGACCAGCCUUGGCAGGAUGAGCUGUCAGCCGCGGUUGAGCAGCACGAAGCCGAGAUGGAGGAGCAGGGGAGUGAUCUCACAGCUGCCUUCAGUGACACCCCUGCGACCACCCCCGCCUCUCGCUUAGAGCAGCUUGCUUCCCUGCACGAUCGACUGUCCUCGGCGGCGGACCGCGCCCGUCGUUAUGUGGCCACGGUGCAAAUCCGUCGGCAAGAUGUAUUGAAGAGGCUAGACUGCCAGUUGGCGGAUGCCAACACGAAGGUAGAGCAGCUUGAGGAUCAGCUGGACGCUGUCGAAGAGGAGCAGACCACGCUACGAGACACACUGGCUCGGGAGGAGGCGGAGCGCAAGGCCCUCGAGGUAGAGACCCAGCUGAAGGCGCAGCGGGAAAGGCGCUUGGCCGAGCUGGAGCAGCAGCGGGAGCGGGCGCGCCUCGCGCAGGAGGCGGCGGCAAGGGCCCUGGAGCGCCAGAAGAAGGCCGAACGAGAGGCGCUGGAGAUGGAGGAGGAGCUGCAGCGCAAGUUGAGGGAGGUGCAAGCAAAGCUGCGCGAUCUGCACGACGGCAAGUCGACUGCGAACGACUCCGCUGCUGCUGGUACCCCUCACGCCUCGGCAGCUGAAGAACUGGGGGUCGAGGACGCUGCAGAGGAGGAGCACGCGGUGACUGCCCAGGCAGGGAGUUCUCCUUCGCGCUCACGCGCGCCUGAGUCGGCGGCACGCGUCACAGCCUCCGUGCUCCCUGCAGCCACGGAGGAGACGCCAAACGCUGUGGAGGGCGUCCACGACGCUUUCGCUGCACCAGCGUCGACUGGCCAGUUCAUGUGCACGCCGGAGCAGUACGAUGGUCUGCAUUUGGCGGCGGAGCGACUGAAGAGGGAAAUUGCCGCAUUGGAGGCCCAGAUGGAGGAGGCAGGUGACGAGGAUGAUGAGACGCUGAUGGCUGUCCUGGCAGCGUCGCGCUCUGAUCUCGAAGAGCUGGAGGAGUGUAUUGACUCUGUGCAGGCAAACGCGCCGUGGGCUGCCACCCAUGAUGCAAAGCGCGCUCGCGAGAAAGCCUUGUCCUCUGAGGUGGCGAGCACCGACGCGCACCGGCUGCAGAGCUGCAUCGACAACCACCGCUUCCAGAUCUCGCUCCUGGAGAAGCGCCUGCAGCACGCCUCGAAGAAGGCGGUGAUUACGAAGCUGAAGGACCGUAUUGCUCAGGCUCGCAAGUCCAUUACUCAUCUGCGCAUAGAGCAGGACCGUCUGCGUCGCGCUGGCCGUGACUCUAUGGGGUUGCCACAGUCGAUGAGCAUUGCGGAGACGCUCGCGCAUGAGUUGAAGGACGAGGAGGAGGCGAGGCUGGAGGAGGCGCGCGAGGCUUCGGGUGAAGAUAACUGCGGAUCUCCUGUAGCUGCGAAGAAGUCGGGCUUGGACACCGACGCUCAGACCCCCGACGACGAUGAGUCCUACGAUGCCGUUUCGGACGCCACAUCACCUGAUCUCGUGGGGGAGUCGCCAUCGGCAGUGCACACGCCGUCGGCGCCCAACUCGGACGCUGAAAAGCUGCGCUUGCGGCUCGACAGCAUGGUGAAGGACAUCCAGCACCUUCAAGAUAGCAUUGCGGCGCAGGAACGCACUACGGACUACGACGACGACGAGACGGAGGUGGUGCUGCGCGAAAUGAAAGACAAGCUGAGCCAGCUGCUCCGUCUGCGCGACCAAGUGCAGCGGUCCUUGCUGGAGGAGUCAGUGAACAGCCCCGACACCGCUGGUGGUCCCACCCCCGUCAUCCGUCCAGCUUCAGCUGCCGCCUCAGCUCCGCCGGUAGUUGCCCGAGGCAGCGCCGCCGUCCACAGCGGCCCCUCGACUUCUCAGCACAGAAGACUUGACCGCGUGCCAAUCGCAUCCAAGCGGCUCCGGACCACUGCUCGCAGCUUUACCACGCAGCGCCAUCCUUAG
Molecule: messenger RNA, 4206 nt
Organism: Leishmania major strain Friedlin
Lineage: Eukaryota; Euglenozoa; Kinetoplastea; Trypanosomatida; Trypanosomatidae
Exons: 1
Coding region: 1-4206 (1401 amino acids)
Source: RefSeq, a predicted model, not a curated record